ACUCGCAAAAAAAACAAAAAUAAGAGGAGCUGGUGACAAGAAGAAGACAAUGAGUCACAGCCUUUGUUGAGACACUGGCGCCCGAAAUCACAAGAGAUGCAUUUUUCCAAAUGACUCGAGCUGUGUGCUGCCAGGGGGGCGGCAGGGAGGGGGGGGGGGACAGGCCUUUCACUUCGUGCCGAGGGCCGGCCCUACAGGUGCGGCUCCCGUUAUCGAUAAGCUGCAAGUUUCACGUCUGUUCUUAUUCCAAAGGAGAGGGCAAGAGCUCGGGAGGCACCGCGGAAAUGGCCGUUGCGGACGCCGUGUUCCCGCCCGCCAACCUCACCUCCAGCAACCAGAGCAGCUGCAACGUGCACAACCACCACUUCUCCGCCAAAAUCACCUUCUCCCUCUUCUACACCGCCCUGCUGGUGUUCGGCGCCUGCGGGAACAUCCUGGCCCUCUGCAUCACCUUCCAGCGGAGGAAGAAGAAACUCAACUCCACCGACCUCUACCUGGUGAACCUGGCCCUCUCCGAUGCCCUCUUCACCCUGGCACUGCCGGGCAGGAUCGCCUACUACGUCCUGGAGUUUGACUGGCCCUUCGGGGACUGGUUCUGCCGGGCCACAGCCUUCAUCUUCUACAUGAACACCUACGUGGGCAUCUACUUCAUGACCUGCGUAAGCGUGGACCGCUACGUCGCCGUGGUGCGCACCAGGCACCCCGGCAGGAUUCGGAAGAUGAGCCGUGCCAGGGGCGUCUGCGUCCUCAUCUGGUCUUUGGUGUUCCUGCAGACGGCGCCGCUGCUUCUGCGGCCCAUGACGCGGAGGAUGGGGGACAAACUGACGUGCAUGGAGUACUUCAACUUCGAGGAGGUUCCCAAGCUGCCCUACCUGCUCCUGGGGGCCUGCGUGCUCGGCUUCUUCCUGCCUGUGGGCAUCAUCUUGGUGUGCUACGUGAGGAUCAACCUCAAGCUCUGCCAGACGGCCAAGGAGAAUCCACUGACGGUGAAGAACGGGCACCACCGCCGGGCCUUCACCGUCAUCCUGGUGGUGCUGCUGGCCGUCCUGCUCUGCUUCAGUCCCUACCACCUCAACAUCGUCCAGUUCAUGGUCAGGAAGAUCCUCUACCAGCCGUCCUGCCGCGAGCAGCAAGCCUUCAAGAUGUCCCUGCAAGUCACCGUGGCGUUCAUGAACCUCAACUGCUGCAUCGACCCCAUCAUCUACUUCUUCGCCUUCCGGGGCUACAAGCGGAGGCUGCUCCGCAUCUUCAGGAACAGCGGCUCGAUGGCCACCUCCUCCACCGCCAAGACCCCCUCCGAGAGCAACAGCAACAGCCAGCCGCCCGGCUCCGUCUCCGUCUAGCGGCACGACCCCCUCCCUUUCGCUCUGGCCCGCAGCUUACGGACCAUCCCCAGCGGCAAGGAGCUGGAACCGGGCUGCAGAGC
Molecule: messenger RNA, 1426 nt
Organism: Aquila chrysaetos chrysaetos
Lineage: Eukaryota; Metazoa; Chordata; Aves; Accipitriformes; Accipitridae
Product: G-protein coupled receptor 183-like
Exons: 1
Coding region: 111-1343 (410 amino acids)
Biological process (GO): G protein-coupled receptor signaling pathway
Cellular component (GO): membrane
Molecular function (GO): G protein-coupled receptor activity; oxysterol binding
Source: RefSeq, a predicted model, not a curated record